Molecule: messenger RNA, 4707 nt
Organism: Trichoderma citrinoviride
Lineage: Eukaryota; Fungi; Ascomycota; Sordariomycetes; Hypocreales; Hypocreaceae
Exons: 7
Coding region: 1-4707 (1568 amino acids)
Biological process (GO): tRNA methylation
Cellular component (GO): cytosol
Source: RefSeq, a predicted model, not a curated record
AUGCCGAGUUCAAGCAUCCCUGAGCAUGUCGACUUGCUCGGCAAUCCCACUCCGGUGAUGAAAUGGCUUGAGGAGCAAGACGUGGGAAGCCAACAGAGUCAUGCCGUGAGCAUCUUCGACACAAUCCUGGGAGAAGCCGCCCAGCCCAGAUCUGUCUCGGGGAACGCCUGUGUGCGGCUUUGUGGCUUUGUAGAGCGAGUGUCCAAGUCUGAGUCAGAGCCGCUUCAGUCGUGGGCGUUUUCUCGUGAUGUGGCUUUGCGGCUUUACGACUUCUACAUUGACUGGAACGAGUUUGAUCAUCACCGGUCAAUGAGGCUUGUCCUGGACCUGAUAGCGCAGCUUCUUCGGAGGAAUCCCAACAACAAGGCGGCUUUGGAGACCCGGGAUACGCUGCUGGAUAACCUAGUCUCGAUUGUAAUCGGCCGCUCUACAAAGCCUGUAGCUAAAUCGGCCCUCAAGACGCUUGACUACUUCCUCGCCAAGGGUGUUUUCAGCUUGGACGACGUCAAAGCUACUCAUCUUUCAUAUCAUCAGGAGCUGGCUCGCGCUGCCGACAUCGAGAUAUGGAAGGUCUUCACCAUAGAGCUGCUACAAUGGACUCGAUUGCACUUCAUCUGCCCAGCGGCCGGGAAGUUCAUCGUGAGCUUGUUUCGUGCCCUGAGGCAAAGGGGUCACGAUGACUCUACGGGAUUGAGCAUUGAGACAUGGCAUAGAUGGCUGCUUGAUUUCCUGACAGAAGAGCCGGUUCUUCUGGAAAACUUCAAGAACUACAUAUUCAUCCCGCUCUUCAAGGUUGAUAGGCCAGAAGGCUUGAAGUUCUUGCAGAGGGUUGGCCAGCAUGAGUCCAAAUCGGCCUCAGCUGUUACACCCGCCGACGAUGACUUUGACGCAAGUGCGCUUCUUACCUUGGCUGCUUUAGAAACCGGAAAGAAAGUUGGUCUUGUCGAGGAGCCAUACAUUGGCAGCGACCAGGCAAAUGAGGACAGCUCAUCCAUCACUCUCCGGGAGAAUGCCCUUGAGAAUGUACUGACGCAUCCAACUCAUGAAGUUCGGACAUCGGCUCUUAGUCUCCUCAUCAGUUCGCCAUCAACGACGAGGCCAUACUCUGCCACCACCUUGGACCUCCUCAAGAGACAUCUAGCCACAUACUUCGCAGAUCCAGAUGCCAAAUUUCGAGUAGACGUGUGCGCUCGGGUAAGGGACAUGUUCAAAAGGGUUCGAGGAGCGAUCUCGAUCCUGAAAAAAAGUAUACCGCGAGCUAGAGCAAAGGCUCGAAAGAAUGCCUUAAAGGACGCAACAUCUGGCACCAGCCAGCAAGCAUUAUACCGAACCAACAUAAUCUCAUGGCCAGAAUCUGAGUUGGUGCACUGCUUGGAGUACCACGAGCAGUUUCUACACUGGUAUCUGAGGUUCUUGUGCGGCGAACUUUCUCCUACGGCUUCUUACCAAAGACACAUUACAUCUCUGAAAAGCUUGAUAUCCAUCCUUCGCAUGGAAGGGGACAGCUCCAAGACUUGGGAGACGGAAGAUGAUCAGCAUUUGUUCUUCAACUAUUUCGACGGGAAGUGGACGCGAGCGCUUGCUGAUCUAGUAAUGGAUCCAUUCGACGACGUUCGGGAUACCGCCUCGCUUGCAUUGGCCCAGCUUUUUGCUGAUAAGCGAUAUCGAAACUUCACUCUCAGUCCUCUAGACUCUCGUCAGAAGCCUUCAGAAGAGCUGGAUGAACUCUUACAUCGAGCUGAGAAGGUCUCGGUUCGGACAGCCAGAGCUGAUCAUUCAGAUGGAGUUGCUAGAGCCUCGCAAUUGCUGUACAAAUUCUCGGACACGGAAGAUGAGAGGCUGCGGCUUCUUUCCAAACUUGUCGAAACCUUGGAUCAAAAGGUAUCAAGGGCCGAAGCAGACUUGGGACAGGCCGUUUUGGAGCAGCCGCUGCAUAGUACAUUUGCAUCGCUGUGCUUCACCUGGCAAGCUGUUUCUGAAAAGAAGCUGUCAAAAUCCGAGGCGGAAUCCGCGACUGCACUGCAGGAUAAGAUGAUUGCUUGCUGCGAACGAGUGUGGAAAGCCGUACGCGAUGUUCUCUGCGAUGACUCUCCAGAGGGGCACUUGCCAGAGGAGAUGGAGGAUACCGAAGGUCUUGAUACAAAGGGUCUCUUGAGCUACAGUUUCCGUGCCAUACAUGAGUCUAGCAAUCUCAUGCGAACAAUAGCGCUCAGUAUGAGAAACCGGUCCCGCGAGGGGCUUAUAACUCCAUCUCGAAAAGCCUUUGAAACUAUUGGAAACCUGGCAUUUGAACAGCUCGCCAAUCUGAGGCAUCGCGGUGCGUUCACAACGGUCGCUGCAACCUUUGCGACUUGUUGCCAGUUGACGAAGCAUUUGGACCCUGUUGAGGGCAGAGAAUCUCUACUCGACGUAUGGUACAAGGGCACCUUGGACGAAAUCUUCACUCAAAGGUCAACUACUCGAAGAUCUGCUGGUAUCCCCUCAAUGAUGACCGGCAUUCUCUCUGCAAAUGCAACCAACCCGUCUUUUGAGGAUGCAAUGGCCAAGCUCAUCGAGAUCGCAAGCAUCGAAGCCCGAGUAGUAGAAACAGACGGAUCCAACUUACCCCAAGUUCACGCCUACAACUGUCUCAAAGACAUCUUCAAGAACUCGCUGCUGACAUCCAUGGGCAACAAAUCCGAGAAAUAUCUUCCCCAGUGCCUCGAGCUGGCGGCCAGUGGGCUCAGAUCCGAGGUCUGGGCUAUUCGCAACUGCGGCUUGAUUUUCCUCCGCAGCCUCAUCGACAGCCUCUUCGGAUCGCAGGAGAGCAAGGCGAUGAUUGAGGCUGGCUGGGAUGGAAAAGCCAACAGAAUCCCCUACCACCGCUACCCCAACCUCCCGACGGUGCUGGCGGGCCUCCUGAAAUCCGGCCACAAGAUGGUGACAUCGACAAACGCCACAUCCUCGGCCGAGUCAGUCUUUCCGGCAUUGGACAUCAUCCGCCGAGCUGGACCGCCCGAUCUCCUUCGAGACGAGAUCCAGGUCCAUGUCGCUGCCUACCUAUCGAGCCCUGUAUGGCAUGUCCGCGAAAUUGCUGCCAGGACCCUCUGCUCUUGUUUGCUACACGACAAGUGGCUUGCCGUCAUUCAAGGCUUGGUGCACAAAUCUCUGAACGACAAAAGUAUUAACGGCCAAAACCAUGUACACGGAGUCCUCCUGUCACUCAAGUUCCUGAUUGAGAGGUUCGGCGAAGUAGCGCCAGAUCGUUUGUUUGCUGAUUUGCCCGAGUUGACGGCAUUCCUUGAGACAUGCCGCAUUGACAGCACAUACGUGCACUGUCCCGACAUCAUCGCCGCGUACCUAGAGGUCAUCAACAUGAUAUGGAUGUCCCAGAUAUCCAAAGCCCAACCCUUGCAACCCCCCAAGGUUCUGAUACCCACGAACAAUGGAUCUGCGCUGCUCAAAGCCCAAAGCAUCAUAAGCAGAACACUAUCAGCGUCUCAGGAGGAAGAUGCCGUGGGCAAAGUCAAGGCUUUCCUCUUUGGCAGCCGCCUCGGCGCCGACACCAUGGUUGCUGCUCUCGAAUCGGUGCAGAGAUUGUGGCACCCAGCUUCCACUCCUGACCAUAUCCGAGUCGCCUUAUGCGACCUGUACAUUGACGUCUGUCUCAAGACCAGCUUUACGGAGCCUCAAGUCGUGGCCAUUGAGAACCUCGUCGAGUUGAUGAACCAGCUCAUUGCGCAGGACAAGCUCGACUCCCUGCCUAUAGACUCGCUCAUGAGCAUGUGGGCGGUCCUGCCCCAGCGCUCGCUCAACCCCUCCCUCUCCAACGCAAUUGUGAGAGUCAGCGGGUGCUUGGUAGCCCUCAAGAGCCAUGCUAAGCAGCUCUCGACAUCCGCUCUUCGCAGCUGGGGUGCGAUGAUGGCCGAUGCAGGGUCAGAUGACAAGAGCUUCGACACGCGCUUCGCAGCAGCCCAAUCCCUCUCCUCCUUCUUCAGCGUCUCCAAAACGCACUGCACCAGCGAAGAACACCUCCCGGUCCUGUUAGCCCUCUACGACGCCCUCAACGACGACGACGACGAAGUCCGCGAAGCAGCAUCCGCCGCCGCAAGGAACAUCCUCGGCAAGAACCUCGCCCCCCUGGAAGCAUCCAGCAGCCUCCUCCACUGGCUCGCCGAGCACUUUCCCAGCAGCGCCGCGCUCAAGGACAUUGUCGCAAGCCGCGUCACAGGCCAUGCUGCCGGACAACAACAACAACAACAACAACAACCAUGGAAGUCGCCCGAAGCCCAGCUCCAUGCCGCUCUCAGGGCGGACGACUCCCUGUUUGCCGUGGAAGAGCAGAAUCUCUUCAUAGACGAGGUCCGCGAGGCUCAUCGCUGGAACGCACUCUUUGAAAACCUCGACUGGAAGAGCAGUGAGGAAGAAGCAUCGUCAUCGGAGCAAGAUGGAAAGACGAUACUCCGCAAGCUGGAUGAUUGGAUCUGCGAGGGGCUGCAUCAGAUGCAGCAGUUGGUGAGGCAAGAGGACGACGGGCCUCUCGGCUGGGCGUCGAACCCUCACGUCUUUGCCAUUGGAACGUACAUUCUUCGCGGCGCGGCGACGUUGAACAAGCGUCACGGCUCGCCCAGGUUACGCAAGGCUGUGCUGGAGAUGAAGGAACUGCUGAAGGAGCCGAGCCAUCACCGUGUUUCGAAACUACUCAUGGAACCCUUGGAGGAGGCAUAG